UUGACACACCUGAGCCCCCCUUCUCUCCUCUCUCGGCGCACUGCGCAUGCGCUGCUCUCUCUCACGCAGCUCCACUGUCAUGGCGGAGACGGAGCUCAGUAGGAGCUGAUUCAGGAAGAGAUGUCGCUGUAAAGUGGGUUACCACUGAAACUUCACUCCAACAGUUUCCACAGGGACCAGGAGGAUUGUGUUCUCUUUGGAGGGACCCCUGAGAGCCAAUGCCGGACGUUCCUUGCCUUAGGUUUUGUAGUUGUUUGCGUCUUGUUCUUAUCGGCGUGUCUACCUGCGCGGAAUCUCUUCAGCACCGCUGUUUCCUGUUUGACACUCGCCAACACUUCAGUGACACUGUUGUUUAGAUAUUUCUUUCCUUUGUCAAACCGGCGGAGAUUGACAAGUGUUGUGUUUCUUAUUUGGGCUCAGUACAGCGCGAUUUCGUCCUCCUUUGGACAAGUUUAUAGCUGUUUUUCCUCUCUACAGUAGAACAAUUUUUGUCAGUCAGGUGUAGUGUCAUCAACUGACACUUCCCGCCGGGAGCGCGAGAAACCAACGGAUAAACUGGCCGUGAAUGGAGACCAGGACCUGUUCUUCACCUCUGUCAACUUAACGAGGGCGAGAUUUACCAUACAUCCCCCCCCCCAUAGUUUAACUCUGCUGUAGGGUAAAACAGGUGUCACACCUGUUCCCCCUCACCUGACUCCGUCAUGGCGAGCGCAGGGGACAGCGCUGUCGGGAUCCCCGUCCGAGGAAUCCGCAUGAAGUUCGCCGUGCUGGCGGGGCUCCUGGAGGCUGGUGAAGUCUCCAAUCGGGACACUGUGGAGACGAUCUUCAAUCUGCUGGUCGGCGGACAGUUCGAUCUGGAAAUGAACUUUAUCAUCCAGGAGACGGAGAGCAUCUUCUGCAUGGUAGAGCUGCUGGAUAAAUGUGAUUCCACUUGCCAAGCUGAAGUGUGGAGUAUGUUCACCGCCGUGCUGAAGAAGAGCUUGCGAAACCUGCAGGCCUGCACAGAAAUCGGCCUCAUCCAGCUGGUGCUUCCACGCAUAGACCGGGCCGAGACCAUGAUCGCAGAUCUGAUGGUGGACAUGCUAGGAGUGCUGGCCAGCUACAGUAUCACAGUGAAGGAACUGAAGCUGUUCUUCAGUAAACUGAAAGCAGAACAAGGCCAAUGGCCUCCUCAUGCCGUCAAGCUGCUGUCCGUGUUGAAGUGCAUGGCUCAAAGAAAUGGCCCAGAUUCCUUUUUCAGCUUCCCAGGGAAGAGUGCUGCGGCUAUUGCACUUCCACCUAUUGCAAAAUGGCCAUAUCAGAACGGCUUUACCUUCCACACCUGGCUUCGCCUGGACCCCAUCAAUAACAUAAACGUUGACAAGGACAAGCCUUAUCUCUACUGCUUCCGCACCAGCAAAGGUUUGGGCUAUUCUGCACACUUUGUGGGCGGAUGUCUGAUUGUGACCUCUCUAAAGUCCAAAGCCAAAGGCUUCCAGCACUGUGUGAAAUAUGACUUUAAACCCCAGAAGUGGUAUAUGGUGACCAUAGUGCACAUCUAUAAUCGCUGGAAGAACAGUGAAAUCAGCUGCUAUGUCAAUGGAGAGUUGGCGUCAUAUGGUGAGAUCACCUGGCUUGUCAACACAAGCGAUACAUUCGACAAGUGUUUUCUGGGCUCAUCAGAGACAGCAGACGCUAACCGUGUGUUCUGUGGUCAGAUGGGAACAGUUUAUCUGUUCAGUGAGGCUCUCAGCGCUGCUCAGAUAUUAGCCGUCUAUCAGUUGGGGUCUGGAUACAAGGGCACUUUUAAGCACAAGGCAGAGAGUGACCUGCUGUUUGCAGAACAUCAUAAGAUGCUGCUGUAUGAUGGAAAGCUGUCUGCCAGUAUCGCCUUCACCUAUAAUCCCCGAGCCACUGAUGCUCAGCUGUGUCUGGAAUCCUCCCCCAAGGACAACGCUUCCAUCUUUGUGCACUCACCACAUGCUCUCAUGCUGCAGGACGUCAAAGCUGUGGUCACACACUCAGUUCAGAGUGCCAUCCAUUCUAUUGGAGGAGUUCAGGUCCUUUUCCCCCUGUUUGCACAGCUGGAUUUCCUCCAGCACAGCGGUGACGAGCUGAACACCUCCGUCUGUUGCACACUAUUGUCAUUUGUGAUGGAGCUGUUGAAGGGCUCUGUAGCUAUGCAAGAGCAGGUGCUGGCCUGCAAGGGCUUUCUUGUCAUCGGUUACGCACUGGAGAAGUCUUCCAAAGUACACGUGACACGACCUGUGCUGGACAUUGUCCUUGCCUUCGCCCGUUAUCUUAGCAACCUUCCCACUGGAGUUUUGCUCUUGAAACAGCUGUGUGACCACAUCCUCUUCAACCCUACCAUCUGGAUUCAUGCCCCAGCUAAGGUACAGCUGAUUCUCUACACCUACCUGGCCACAGAAUUCAUCAGCACUGUCACCAUCUACAAUGCCAUCCGCAGAGUUGGAACUGUACUGCAGAUCAUGCACACACUCAAAUAUUUCUACUGGGUUGUAAACCCACUGGACCGCAGCGGAAUCACACCCAAGGGUCUUGAUGGGCCAAGACCCAAUCAAAAGGAGAUUCACUCUCUUCGAGCAUUCCUGCUGCUGUUUGUCAAGCAACUUAUCAUGAAGGAUCACAGCGUGAAGGAAGACGAACUGCAGAGUAUUCUGAACUACCUGCUCACAAUGCACGAGGAUGAUAAUCUGAUGGACGUUCUUCAGCUUCUGGUGGCACUGAUGUCUGAGCACCCUGGAUCAAUGGUUCAAGCCUUCGAUCAGCGAAAUGGAAUACGGGUCAUCUUUAAGCUGCUCGCAUCCAAAAGUGAAGGGAUCCGUGUGCAGGCACUCAAAGUCUUGGGCUACUUUCUCAAAUAUUUGUCACCGAAGGCAAAGUCAGAGGUCAUGCUGGCUCACGGCCUGUUCUCUCUGCUCACUGAACGAUUGAUGCUCCACUCAAACCAGUUCACAGUCACAACAUACAACGUGCUCUUUGAGAUUCUUACGGAGCAGAUCUGUACUCAGGUCAUUCACAAACAGCAUCCAGACCCCGACUCCUCUGUGAAGAUUCAAAACCCACAGAUCCUAAAAUUGAUAGCUGCUCUAUUAAAGAACGCUUCUCCAGGAGCCGAAAGCAUGGAAGUACGGCGUAUCUUCCUCUCGGAUAUGAUCAAACUCUUCAACAACAGCAGAGAGAACCGCAGGAGUAUUUUGCAGUGCUCGGUGUGGCAGGAGUGGAUGCUGUCUUUGUGCUUUAUAAACCCCAAGAACAGCGAGGAGCAGAAGAUCUCAGAGAUGGUGUACGCCAUCUUUCGCAUCCUUCUUUAUCAUGCUGUUAAAUAUGAGUGGGGUGGCUGGCGCGUGUGGGUGGACACACUCUCCAUUACGCAUUCCAAGGUCACCUUUGAGCAACACAAAGAGAAUCUGGCCCACAUGUUCCUUGAGUACCAGCGGAUGGGUUCUGAGGGAGGAUCUGAAAGCAGGAUCAGAACUGUAUCUGGAACCAGUCAUGAUUCUCAGUUCCUUGCCUCAGCAAGUAGUGAUCUGAAUGCUGACGAGACUGCUCCAUCUACAGUAAUUGAGCUACGUGUUGAUGAGAAGGUUACUGAUCAGCCUGGAGACAAUGAGGAAACCAGGGACCAGAUCCCAGUCACAGUGUCCAACAUUCUGGCCAGAGAUGAGGAAGAGAGACAGACAGACACUGUCGCUACCUCACCAGAGACAAAUAAAGAGGAUAAAGGUGAACAGGUCACUUCAAAAGAACCAGGAAAGGAUAAUGAAGUGCAAAAUAUAGAGGUUGACAUUGAUGGAGACCAUGAGAGAGUGGAAAGAGUUGAGGCUGACAUCACAAUGACUGAAGGGAGUGUAAACGAAAAAGAAAGUGCUGAUCUGAGUGUAAUAGAUGAUGCAGACAAUACUCAGACUGCAACCGACAAGGAUGCCAAUGUGGAAGCUGAAGCUGUGAAGAUACCAGCUGAAGAUGAUGGUCAAACAAGCACUGCUGAUACUGUACUAAAUGUUCAAGUAGGAGAUAAAGAAAAGGGACCUGGAGAUUCUUCUCCUGAAGUUGUGAAGGAAGCCAGAGUGGAAGGAACUUCUGAGGCUUCAGCAAACCAGGAGACCAGCGAAACUGGGGCCUCCAUCAAGAAUGAAGAUAGCACUGAUGUUUCCUCAGCCAACAACUUAGUGAAGGUCAGUGAUGACAGCACGGAGGAGACUUCUUUUGUUUCAGCUACAGCAGGUGAGACUGAUGACAAUAGUGCUGAAAAGGAAGAUGAUGGGAAGGAGAAAGACAAGAAGCUGGAAACCGAAAAAGAUGAGAAGCCGUUACAAAAUGAGAAAAUAGAGGAAACCAAGGAUGAACCAGCUCACGUGGUGGAGGUGGAUUUAAACCGAAGCACCUCUAUCGAUGAGACCAAGCUUCACACAGAGACUACAGCUGGUCAUGGUGCUGUUGAGACCGAGCAAACUCCAGAAGUGCUUUCUCCAGAUUUGUCCAAGGUGUCUACGGCAGAGGUUAGCCCUUGCACUGAGAGUAUGUCACAGGAUCCAGGAACUAACCAAGACAUUCUGAAGGCAGCGGGGACUGAGACCUCAGCAACUAAAACCAAAGAGAUUAAAAUUGCUAGACUGGAUGUGUCAAGUGUGGCCUCAGACACAGAGAGAUUGGAGCUAAAGGACACCUCAACAACAAAUCUGAGUGCAAAUCCAGCAGCUUCUUCAAGCCCCUCAGGUCAGGACAAUGAGGGCUCGUCUUCGGCACGGUCCACUAUGUUCCGUAUCCCAGAGUUCAAGUGGUCUUAUAUGCACCAGCGCCUUUUGACUGACCUGCUGUUCUCUAUUGAGACCGAUGUGCAGAUGUGGAGAAGUCAUUCGACUAAGACAGUUAUGGACUUUGUGAACAGCAGUGAGAACGUAGUGUUUGUGCACAACACUGUCCAUCUAGUCUCUCAGGUGGUGGACAACCUCAUCAUGGCCUGUGGAGGAAUCCUUCCUCUGCUGUCUGCAGCCACCUCUUCUACGCAUGAGCUGGAGAACAUUGAGCCGUCUCAGGGUUUGUCUGUGGAGGCGUCACUGAUGUUCUUGCAGAGGCUGAUCAGUCUCGUGGAUGUUCUGAUCUUCGCCAGUUCACUCAACUUCACAGAAAUCGAAGCAGAGAAGAACAUGUCCUCUGGAGGAAUCCUAAGACAAUGCUUACGUUUGGUGUGCGCGAUGGCUGUGAGAAACUGUCUGGAAUGUCAGCAGCACACUCUGGGUAAGUCUUGUGCAGAGAGCAGCCGUGGACAGCAAAGCCUUGUGGGAGCCGCCAAGUCUAUACCAGCACAGAGUCCUGUGGACAUUGUGACAGGAGGGAUGUCUCCUAUCAGAGAUUUAGACCGGCUUCUGCAGGACAUGGACAUCAACCGUCUCCGUGCUGUAGUGUUCAGGGAUAUAGAUGACAGUAAACAGGCUCAGUUCCUGGCCCUGGCUGUGGUCUACUUUAUCUCUGUACUCAUGGUAUCUAAAUAUCGAGACAUCCUUGAGCCACACAAUGACAAAAGUCAUGCCCGGCGCUCACAGUCUGUCAGGAGCACAGAGAGUGUUCAGUCUGAUCUUGAGAACGGUUUGUCUCCCCAUCGUCGGGACUCUAGUAUUGAGGACGGGAAGACCUCAGUCAUCACCGAGGCACAGACCGGCCCAGAUGCUGUAUCCGAAGCCCUGUCUACUUUGUCCUCUGAAGUCAGGAGAGGUCAAGAUGUCACUGAUAGAGACAGCAAAGGCAAAAAUGUUAAUGUCAAGGAUAUUUUGAGAAGUCUCGUUAGUGCUCCCUCUGAUGACAUCAUAGUGGACCCUAGCCUCAUACCGCCCGGGUUUCUGGGUGCAGUGGGCGAUGCUUCCCGUGAUCAGUCCGUCCAGUUCCACUCUUUUGACAGGAGUGUUGUCGUGGCACCCAAGAGAAUGGGUGGGGCUCCCUCACCAGGAAUGAGUACGGUCUCUGCAGCUGCAGCCGUCCCAUCAGCCACUGCUGCAUCCUCGGGUGAAACUCCAGUCAACAGUGUGUCAGUGGUGUCCGCAGGAGAAACUGUUGAGAGCACAGAGUCUAUCCCAGGAGGAACCUCCACCAGCUCCAACCUGCCAUCUGUCCCUGCUUUAUCCCCAGUGACCCAGAGCUCCGCCCCCAACAUGAGUAUCUCAGAGAGGUUGGAACAUGCUCUGGAGAAGGCAGCUCCUUUACUCCGAGAGAUUUUUGUGGAUUUCGCACCAUUCCUCUCUCGCACAUUGCUGGGCAGUCAUGGACAGGAGCUACUCAUCGAGGGCACCAGUCUUGUGUGUAUGAAAUCUAGCAGUUCUGUGGUUGAACUGGUCAUGCUGCUGUGUUCUCAGGAAUGGCAGAAUUCCAUCCAGAAGAACGCGGGCUUGGCCUUCAUCGAGCUUGUGAACGAGGGCAGACUGCUGAGCCACACCAUGAAGGACCAUCUGGUGCGUGUCGCUAAUGAGGCCGAGUUCAUUCUGAGCCGCCAGAGAGCAGAGGACAUCCACAAACACGCAGAGUUUGAGUCUCAGUGUGCUCAGUAUGCCGCUGAGAAACGUGAUGAAGAGAAGAUGUGCGAUCACCUGAUCAGGGCCGCCAAGUACCGGGAUCACGUCACAUCCACCCAGCUCAUCCAGAAGAUUGUAAACAUCCUCACAGAUAAGCACGGUGCCUGGGGCUGCUCUGCGUUCAGACCGCGGGAGUUCUGGCGCCUGGACUACUGGGAGGAUGACCUGAGGAGACGCCGACGCUUCAUCAGGAACCCGUUUGGGUCCACACACUCUGAGGCCACACUCAAGGCUGCAGCAGAGCAUGCUCCAGAGGAGGACGUGCUGAAAGGCAAACAGUCCAUCAGGGGUUCAGUGCUGGGGAAGCAGAACUCGGAGAGCGAGCUGCUCUUGGAGGACGAUGACACUCUCUCAUCCUUGGAGGAGAAAGAUUUGGAGAACCUCACAGGGCCUGUUAACCUGAGCACCAGCGCACAGCUGGUUGCGCCCGCUGUGGUGGUAAAAGGCACACUGUCUAUCACGGCCCUGGAGUUAUACUUUGAGGUGGAUGAAGAAGACCCGAGUUUUAAGAACAUUGAUCCCAAGAUUUUGGCCUACACAGAGGGUCUGCAUGGGAAAUGGCAGUUCACAGAGAUCAGAGCAGUUUUUUCACGCCGCUAUCUGCUCCAGAAUACAGCGCUGGAGGUCUUCAUGGCCAACAGAACGGCAGUCAUGUUCAACUUCCCAGAUGCAGCCACAGUGAAAAAGGUGGUGCACUGUCUCCCCAGAGUUGGAGUCGGCACAAAUUUCGGCCUUCCUCAGACCAGACGGAUUUCUCUGGCCAGUCCGAAACAGCUUUACAAGGCCUCCAACAUGACCCAGCGCUGGCAAAGACGAGAGGUCUCCAACUUUGAGUACCUCAUGUUCCUCAACACCAUAUCUGGCCGUACACAUAACGAUCUGAACCAGUAUCCUGUGUUCCCCUGGGUAAUCACCAACUACGACAGUGAAGAUCUCGACCUCACUAUGCCCAGCAACUACAGAGAUCUAUCCAAGCCUGUUGGUGCACUCAACCCAAAGAGGGCUGCAUUCUUCUCGGAACGUUUUGAAUCAUGGGAGGACGAGCAGGUGCCCAAAUUCCACUACGGCACACACUAUUCCACCUCCAGCUUUACUCAGAUGUGGCUACUCAGGAUUGAGCCUUUCACGACGUUCUUCCUGAAUUUCCAAGGUGGGAAAUUUGACCAUGCAGAUCGCACUUUCUCUUCAGUGUCCAGAGCCUGGAGAAACUGCCAGAGGGACACGUCUGACGUGAAGGAGUUGAUCCCUGAGUUCUAUUACCUCCCAGAGAUGUUUGUCAACUCCAAUAAUUACAACCUGGGAGUGAUGGAUGAUGGGACGGUGGUGUCAGAUGUGGAGCUGCCGCCCUGGGCCAAGAGUCCUGAGGAGUUCGUACGCAUCAACCGACUCGCUCUGGAGAGUGAGUUUGUGUCCUGUCAGCUGCAUCAGUGGAUUGAUUUGAUAUUUGGAUACAAGCAGCAGGGACCUGAGGCCAUCAGAGCUCUCAAUGUCUUCUACUACCUGACUUAUGAAGGAGCAGUCAACCUCAGCUCCAUAUCGGACCCCAUGCUCCGAGAGGCUGUAGAGUCUCAAAUCAGAAGUUUUGGACAGACACCCUGCCAGCUGCUAAUUGAGCCCCACCCUCCACGCAGUUCUGCCAUGCAGGUGUAUCUCCUUCUGCAGACCCCACUGAUGUUCACAGAGCAGAUGCAGCAGGACGUCAUCAUGGUACUCAAGUUCCCGUCCAACUCACCUGUCACACACGUGGCCGCCAACACACAGUCAGGCCUAACCAACCCAGCGAUCAUCACAGUCACCGCCAACCGCCUCUUCGCUGUCAACAAGUGGCACGGCCUCACUGGUCAUCAAAGCUCUUCUGUGCAGGACCAGCAGUACCAGUUACCAGUUGAGAUUGACCCUUUGAUAGCCAAUAAUGUGGGCAUCCACAGAAGGCAGAUCUCAGAUCUGUUAGAUCAGAGCAUCCAGGUAAAUGCUCAGUGUUUUGUCAUCACGGCUGACAACCGCUUCAUCCUGCUGUGUGGAUUCUGGGACAAGAGCUUCCGCAUCUACUCCACUGAUACAGGUAAACUGACACAGAUUGUGUUUGGCCAUCUUGAUGUGGUGACCUGUCUGGCCCGCUCAGAGUCAUACAUUGGUGGAGACUGUUACGUUCUGUCCGGCUCCAGAGACGCCACACUACUGCUCUGGUACUGGAACGGCAAGCACAGCAGCAUCGGAGAGAACCCUGGAACUGAAUUUGUGACUCCCCGGGCGAUUCUGACGGGUCAUGAUUGUGAAGUCACGUGUGCAAGUGUGUGUGCAGAGCUGGGACUGGUCAUCAGUGGCUGCAGAGAGGGUCCAUGUCUUGUCCACUCGAUGAACGGAGACCUGUUGAGGACUCUGGAGGGUCCAGACGGCUGUGUGCGACCGCGUUUGGUUCUGUCCUCCACCGAGGGUCACUGUGUCAUUUAUUAUGACAAGGGCCGCUUCUGUGUGUUCAGCAUCAAUGGAAAACUGUUGGGACAUAUGGAGGUGGAAGACAACAUCAAGGCGAUGCUGCUAAGUAAAGAUGGCCAGUAUCUGUUGUCUGGAGGAGAUGCAGGAGUUCUCAGCGUGUGGCAGAUCCAUGAUCUCAAACACCUCUUCACUUACCCAGGAUGUGAUGCUGGGAUACGCUCCAUGGCUAUGUCACAUGACCAAAGAUGCAUCAUCACUGGAAUGGCGUCUGGUAGCAUUGUUCUGUUCUACAAUGACUUCAACAGAUGGCACCAUGAAUACCAGACGAGAUACUGACCCAGUGACGACGGAGCCAGCCUGCCACCUUCAGAAAGCCACUACCACUAGUCAUGAAUGUAUUCCAAAUAUUUAAAGCAAAACUAUUUUUUAAAGAUGGCAUUGCUAUAUUUUGUAGAUCUUAUGGAAUUUCUUACUAUAUAAAUCCUAAGGGAGGGGUUAUGUACCUAAUAUUUGGAGCGAGAAAAAAAAAUCUAUUUUUAGCUGUAAAAGUCUAUUUUCACCUUUGCUCUGAAAAAGACUGGUCUGAGUGGUCAGUAGCUGGGACUAUAUUUACUCAUAGUGUCUAUGGAUAGAUGAUUCUUGUCUAACUUAGGGUGGGUGAGUUUUUUUUUUUUUUCCAUUUGAUGUGAUUAUUCCAACAGAAUGCUUCUAGACAUCAUGAUUUGUAGUUCAGUAGUUUGGUUCCCGAAGCUAACAGGAAGCUGCCUCAUUUUUUGGGAGAAAUACAUGACUCGGCUAAAUGGAACUAUUCGAUUAUAUCCAUAGAUGAAAUAGAUAGCUGUUUGCAGACAUAUCAAGUCAUCCACUUGAAUGGAGGAGUGGCUCCUUUUCAAAUGAGAGCAUCUUCUGAUUUAUUAUUAUCAUUAUUAUUUGUCUGUGAUUGUUUGUUAAAUGUGAAUGGACCUCUUAUGUGAUCAUGUAAUGAUGUCACUUUAUAAACUGAAGGGGCUGAUUCUGUGUAUGAAGGGAGGGAGAGGAGUUUAGAAAUUCUAUUCAUAAUCUUCAUGGUUGGGAAGAAGUGAUUUGGGGUUUGUUUAUUUCUUUUUGUUCUUUUUUUGUUUGUUUAUUGUGAGUUGCAGGUCUAAGUGUUCCUGAACUAAACCAUUUUUUAUUUUCUUUGAGGAGAUGUAAGUGAUAACAAUAGAGGGAGGAGAACAAAAAAAUAUUAAUAUCCAUUUAAAGUGUCACCAAAGUAGAAUUUUUGAAAUUCCACCAUUGUGCUUUUACUGUGCUUAGUGUAUGCAGACGUGAAUGUGGGCAGAGCGUGAUAAUAAUGGCAUACUAGCAUCUGUUAGCUGAGGUCAAAAAUGACAACAUUUCACUAUAUAUUAUUAGUCAUAAAACAGUUCCGAUUAUAUAACCCAUAGACCACACUCAGGGCAAGCAGGGGUCUGUCAAAUUACAAAGAAGAGUCUAUUUCUUGGUUUAAGUCAGAUUCUGAUGUUGAGAAAUGUUGUCGGAUUCCUUAUGUUUGGUUUGCUUUUGUUUUGAAUGGCUGUUUUUAUCAUUACUGUUAUAUCAUGUUAUAUCUUAGCAAAAUGGCAAUCAGAUUGGAACGAGCGUCGUAUGACGUGUGUGAUGAACUCAAUAAAAUGGCAUUUUGUACCAAUAAA
This is a messenger RNA of Carassius auratus (goldfish), 10675 nucleotides long. RefSeq names its product LPS-responsive vesicle trafficking, beach and anchor containing (gene lrba). The coding region runs from base 702 to 9338 and encodes 2878 amino acids. The record is from RefSeq and is a predicted model, not a curated record. Lineage: Eukaryota; Metazoa; Chordata; Actinopteri; Cypriniformes; Cyprinidae. Gene Ontology annotation, biological process: intracellular protein localization. The transcript has 56 exons. Gene Ontology annotation, molecular function: protein kinase binding. Gene Ontology annotation, cellular component: cytosol; membrane.